This is a messenger RNA of Funneliformis caledonium, 261 nucleotides long. The record is from the annotation of a GenBank genome assembly. Lineage: Eukaryota; Fungi; Glomeromycota; Glomeromycetes; Glomerales; Glomeraceae.
AUGGACCCCAAUGAAAACCUUGAUAAGGGAAGUUCCUAUAACUUGGGUGAACAAUUUGAUGAGAACUUUGGUGAUCCAAACACAGAUCUCAGUGGAAAUCUUGAUGGGGGAAGUUCCGGUGAAAAUUUUAAUGAAAACUUUAGAGAUCCAGACAUAGAUCCCGGUGAAAAUCUUGAUGUGGGGAAUUCAAAUGAAGACAAAGUUACUUCUGGUACUGUUACAAGUUCCCAGAAUAUUCAAGGGAAAAGAAAGAGAAUGGCA